Molecule: messenger RNA, 810 nt
Organism: Vitis vinifera (wine grape)
Lineage: Eukaryota; Viridiplantae; Streptophyta; Magnoliopsida; Vitales; Vitaceae
Product: secoisolariciresinol dehydrogenase
Exons: 2
Coding region: 1-810 (269 amino acids)
Molecular function (GO): oxidoreductase activity, acting on the CH-OH group of donors, NAD or NADP as acceptor
Source: RefSeq, a predicted model, not a curated record
AUGGUUAGCAGCUCAUUACUUUCAUCCGUUGCAAGAAGACUGGAAGGGAAGGUGGCCGUGAUCACAGGCGGUGCCGGGGGCAUCGGAUCUUGUACUGCCAAGCUUUUCUGUCAGCAUGGUGCCAAAGUCCUCAUCGCAGACAUUCAAUAUGAAAAAGGCCACUCCAUUUGCAAGGACCUAGGCCCUACUUCUGCUUCCUUCGUCCACUGUGAUGUCACCAAAGAACUGGACGUGGGCAAUGCCAUUGACAAGGCUAUUUCCAAGUAUGGGAAGCUUGAUAUCAUGUUCAACAAUGCCGGUAUUCUAGGGCCCUACAGACCUAAUAUACUUGACAACGAUGCAGAUGAAUUUGAGAAUACUAUGCGGGUUAAUGUACUGGGGACAUUCUUGGGCACCAAACAUGCAGCUCGUGUAAUGGCCCCAGCUGGCCGCGGAAGCAUAAUCAAUACUGCUAGCGUUUGUUCAGUAGUUGGUGGGGUCGCAACACAUUCCUAUACAAGCUCGAAGCACGCCAUAUUGGGGCUGACGAGGAACACAGCGGUUGAGCUUGGGAAGUUUGGAAUUCGAGUUAACUGUGUCUCACCUUAUUUAGUUCCGACAUCGCUGUCAAGGAAAUUCAUGAAUUUAGGAGAGGACGACCCCUUUGUAAAAGUUUAUUCUAACCUCAAAGGAGUGUCUCUCGAGGUUGAAGAUGUGGCGGAAGCUGUUCUAUAUAUGGGAAGUGAUGAUUCUAAGUAUGUGAGCGGGCACAAUCUUGUUCUUGAUGGUGGUGUCACCAUUCUUACACCUUCUAAUAUGUUUGAGAUGUGA